UUCCCAGACCAGUUAUGAGGACAACAACAACAACGACGACGACAACGGCUGCUCCAAGAAUCGAGUGUACAACUAACGAAUUCGCAUGUUUGAAUGCAAGUCGUGGCAAUAAAUGCAUACCAUUCGAAUCAAUUUGUGAUCGUAUUUUGGACUGUCCAGAUAGUUCAGACGAACUACAUUGUCGUUGCGCUGAUUAUCUGCUUCGUGAUGAAACACACCGACAUAAACUUUGUGAUGGUGUUAUCGAUUGUGCUGAUCUCAGUGACGAAACUAUUAAUUGUGGUCCUCGCUGUCGAGAGGGAAUGUUCGUCUGUCAUGGAUUAUCAAAUCAAUGUAUUGAACGAUACCAAGUUUGUGAUGGUAACAAUGAUUGUCUUAAUGGUGAUGAUGAACAGAAUUGUAUCGCAUUAGUCGACGACCAAGAACAAACAAAAGAUAUGAUUUCACAUUCAUUUAUGGAGAAUCAUAAUCCAAAAGGUGUUCUUCAUAUUCAACAUCAAGGUGUAUGGGCACCUUUAUGUUUUGAUUCAUAUGAUUUAGAUACCGAUAACUGGAUUGAUCAUCAUUAUGAUAAUGAAAGCAUCGAAGCGAAUGCCACAUCGAUAUCGAUCUCAUCGAUGAUUCAAAUUGAUGAUAUGGGCCAAGCUGUAUGCAAAGCUAAUUACUAUGUUCAACUUGAAAAAAUUGAUAUCUUGACCAUACAAAGAAACAGUUCUUUCAACAAUCUAACACAAUUCUUUGCUAUCAAUUCUCGAUUACCCAGUACAUCUAAACCAACUUUAUCGAUUUGGAGCAGUCUGUUUGAAAAGGUUUCAUGUCCAGGACGCAAAGUAGCUCGAAUCGAAUGUUCAACCAUAGAAUGUGGUGUACGGCCAAUGAGUUCUAAACUUCAAAGACGAAUUAUCGGCGGUAAAUCAUCAUCGUUUGGAUCGUGGCCUUGGCAAGUGGCAUUGUAUCGUGAAGGAGAAUUUCAAUGUGGAGCCGUUGUCAUUGAUUCUCAAUGGCUGCUAACUGCUGCUCAUUGUUUUUACUCAACACCGGGUGCAUUUUGGACUGCCCGAAGUGGUGUCCUUCGUCGAGGAAGCCUACAGAGAACAUUGUACGAAGAAAUUCGUCGCAUCGAUCGUGUGAUUAUUCAUCCAGAUUAUGUGGAUAGAGGAUUUCUUAACGACAUUGCUCUACUUCAUCUGGACAAACCAUUACAAUACAGUAAGUACAUCCGACCAAUAUGUUUGCCCGACGAAGAAGAUAGUCACAUUGAUCGUUGGAACAAUCAACUAUGCACAACAGUUGGCUGGGGUAAAUUGUAUGAACAUGGGCGUAUAUUCCCUGAUACUUUACAAGAAGUAACACUGCCUAUUAUAUCAACUGAAGAAUGUAGGAAGCGGACGUUAUUCUUGCCUUUGUACAGGAUUACUGAUAAUAUGUUCUGUGCUGGUUUUGAACAUGGAGGUCGAGAUGCUUGUCUGGGCGAUAGUGGAGGACCUAUUAUGUGUCAAAAGGCAAAUGGAAAAUGGAUCCUGUUGGGUAUAACCAGCAAUGGUGAUGGUUGUGGUCGUGCUGGUCGUCCAGGAGUUUAUACAAAAGUUUACAAUUAUUUAACCUGGAUACAUUCUAUUAUGGCAAAAGACUAUCGUAUAAAUCAUGAAUUCGAAUCUAAUCCGAAGAUGGCCAUGUUGGUGACGGGCAAACAAGUAGACGAACCACAUAGGCCAUUUAACAAUAUGGUCGUGCAUGAUAAAGCAUGUGAAAGUGGUCAUCGAUGUCCAUUGGGCAAAUGUUUAAAACGACAUCAGAUAUGUGAUCAUAUCAUCGAUUGCCUCGAAGAUUCAUCCGACGAACGAUAUUGUACUCAUAACUGAAUUCUUUCAUUUUAUUCAUACAAAUUCUUAGUUCCUAUUUAUUGGUGUAAGGUCACACUUAUUUUAUCCUCUUUUUUACCUAAUUAACAAAUGUACAUAGACA
This is a messenger RNA of Dermatophagoides pteronyssinus (European house dust mite), 1965 nucleotides long. RefSeq lists its product as uncharacterized. The record is from RefSeq and is a predicted model, not a curated record. Gene Ontology annotation, biological process: maintenance of CRISPR repeat elements; proteolysis. Lineage: Eukaryota; Metazoa; Arthropoda; Arachnida; Sarcoptiformes; Pyroglyphidae. Gene Ontology annotation, molecular function: serine-type endopeptidase activity; protein binding; RNA endonuclease activity.